AUCACACCUAGCAUGAAUAAUUAACGGUAUCCUUGACUGUUAUACAGAAUAUUAGUAAAGAAGCACCGUUUGUGAACAGUUCCGUAAGAAAUUGUAAAUUAUCCAAUAGUUGCCGACAUUUUAACAAUGAAUCUACUUUGUAUCUCUUCAGUGAUAGUUCUAUUCUGUUUACAGCAGGCUGAUUUGUUUUGCAUUAAUAUUUUAAGUGAGGACGAGAAGCCUUGUGCACGACCAUUAAACUUGGACGCGGACUCCGUACUUGAUUUUUAUCAGACAAAUUCACAAAGUCCAGUCUUCGCCGAAUAUUUAAACUGCAUUUGGUUGGCUCGGAAUUUUGUAAAUAAAGAUGGAACCAUUUCAUAUGAAAACAUUAAGGCUUCCAAAUCGCUGCCGUGGGAAAUUUCUCAUUUCUGCGAAGACGUCAUUACAUUAACACGGAAAGCGCAACAGGAAUACAAACAGGCCGCCAUUUACUGUGAAAAUAAUCCACCUGCGGCUGCUACUCCUCUAACGGUUAGACAAUGUAUCGUGGAUAAUUACAAACCCAUUCCAAUCGAAGAUUACUUAAAAACUAAUCCGUAUCUAGAUUAAGGGUAGUAUUAUGUACGAGAACAAUCUUGUGUACAAAAGAAACGGAAUUUUAUUUGCUUUAACAGUUGAGAGACAUUUCGAUCUAGUGAGGAAAUUUUGUAAUCAACCUGUUUAGGUGGUACAACUUGAAUAUUUUUUGUAUAAUCCAUUUUGUAAAACAGUUUUUGAAUAAUCAAUAACAGAAAUA
Molecule: messenger RNA, 778 nt
Organism: Photinus pyralis (common eastern firefly)
Lineage: Eukaryota; Metazoa; Arthropoda; Insecta; Coleoptera; Lampyridae
Exons: 2
Coding region: 127-591 (154 amino acids)
Molecular function (GO): odorant binding
Source: RefSeq, a predicted model, not a curated record